Messenger RNA from Brienomyrus brachyistius, 3425 nucleotides. Its product is annotated as RNA-binding protein 5-B-like. Gene Ontology annotation, molecular function: RNA binding. Lineage: Eukaryota; Metazoa; Chordata; Actinopteri; Osteoglossiformes; Mormyridae. Gene Ontology annotation, cellular component: nucleus. Gene Ontology annotation, biological process: mRNA splicing, via spliceosome. The record is from RefSeq and is a predicted model, not a curated record.
GACUUUCAUUUCGUUUACGUUAAUUUACUUUUAGAUUAUGCUCCAGUAGAUGGCGGUUCACACAUUUCAGCUACUUCUAGCCCUAUACGAAAGUCGUCGAGGAAGACAAACACUGCAAACCGGAAAGCAUCGCUGUAGGGGUGAGGAGGGAGGCCGACAUCUUUAUUUUCCAGUUGAUUAGUAUGGGAGGACCUUGACUCCAGCUGUUAGAACUAUAGUAAAAUAUCUAAUUUAAGGUUCGUUUUUUGUGAAGCAGCAUACGAAUUCACUAAUAGUGAUUCUUUUGAAAAAAAUAAGACUGGGUCUUCGGGAUCUUCAGAAAUGGGAGCCGAUAAAAGAGUCAGUCGCACAGAGCGGAGUGGCAGAUAUGGGCCGGACCAAUCCAGGGAUGAUGCUGACUGGCGAGAGAGGCGAGACAGGGACUUGGAACGAGAGUACGAGGCACGACGUUGGGGCGAUGAGAGGCGUGGUGACCGCUACGAGGGGGAGCGCAGUAGGCAGGACAGCCCUGAGCGAGAGAGGAAACGCCGUAACAGUGAUAGAUCUGAAGAUGGGUACCACUCUGAUGGAGACUACAUGGACCAGGACUAUAGGGAUGAACCUGGAGAGGAAGUGGAGAGCAAGACUAUCAUGCUCAGGGGCCUGCCCCACCAGGUCACUGAGGCAGACGUUCGGGCAGCUAUAGAUCAAUUGGAGGGACCUAAGCCUGCAGAUGUCCGGUUGAAAAGGAAGAGGACAGGUAUAAGCCGAGGUUUCGCCUUCGUGGAGUUUUAUCACUUGCAAGAUGCUACCCGAUGGAUGGAGACCAAUCAGAAGCAGCUGGUGAUCCAGGGUAAGAAUGUGGUCAUGCAGUACAGUACCCCACGACAGAAGUUUGAAGACUGGCUGUGCAACACUUGUGGACUGUAUAAUUUCCGAAGGAGGCUGAAGUGCUUCAGGUGUGGAGCAGCCAAAGUUGAAGGUGAGACCACUGCACCCAGCACAGUGACUGAGCCCCAGCAAAGUGGAGACUACUACGGUGACACAAUCAUCUUGAGAAACAUUGCCCCUCUUACAACGGUGGAGGCUAUCAUGGCUGCCCUCGCACCCUAUGCCAACCUCUCAGCAAGCAAUAUUAGACUGAUCAAGGACAAGCAGACUGGACAGAACCGGGGCUUUGCCUUUGUGCAGCUUUCCUCCCCUCUGGAAGCUUCCCAGCUUCUCACCAUCCUCCAAGGCCUUCAGCCUCCACUUAAACUCGAUGGCAAGACCAUUGGUGUGGAUUAUGCAAAAAGCACUAGGAAGGAUCUGGUUACACCAGAGGGGAAUCGUAUCAGUGCGCUCUCUGUGGCCAGCACAGCCAUUGCUGCCGCUCAGUGGUCCUCCAGCCAGCCUCAACAGGGUGGGGAGGGAGCACUGGACUAUAAUUACCUGCAGGAAGGCUUUGCCCAGUAUGCACAGUAUGGUCAAGAGUACGGUUCAUAUUACCAGCAGCAAAGAGGACUGGACACCACACGUGGCGAUGGGUUACUUGGAGCUGCCCCUGGGAUUCCAGCCGUCUCUGGAGUGGUGGUCUCUCCAAGCACACAGGUCUUUCAGCCCCAUAUUGUCAGCCAGCCUGUCACCCAGGUAGCACAGGCCUCUCAGAACGCAGAGGCAGCUACAGCCCAGUCCGCAACCAUCACAGCCGCCGCCACCAUAAAAGCUCCUCCUACAUUUGCUGCAACCACAGCAACGGCAACUACCGCAGCCCCGUCAGAGAGCAAGACGGCCGUUCCUGACACCUCAACCUACCAGUAUGAUGAAUCCUCAGGUUAUUAUUAUGACCCACAGUCAGGCCUAUACUAUGACCCAAAUAGUCAGUAUUACUACAACUCCCAGACACAGCAGUACCUGUAUUGGGACAGUGAGAAACAGGCUUACAUACCAGCAGCUGAUAACUCUGCUCAGAAUGCAAAUUCCAACAUGGCAUCAGCCACAGCAAGCAAGGAUGCCAAAGAACCCAAGGAGAAGAAAGAGAAGCCCAAGAACAAGACUGCGCAACAGAUCGCCAAGGAUAUGGAGCGUUGGGCAAAGAGCCUCAACAAGCAGAAGGAGAAUUUUAAGAGCAGCUUUCAGCCAGUGAGCCAGGAGGAAAGGAAGGAGGCUGCAGCUGCAGAUGCAGGCUAUUCCCUUUUUGAGAAGAAGCAGGUUGGGACACUGGAGAAACCCCAGCAACCACAGCAGCCUCUGCCGCCACCACCGCCGCAGCAGCAGCUGCUGGUGGCAGAAACGGUGAAGAAUGGAGAAGAGGAAAACUCGGUGAAGGUGAAGAGUGGGGUACUGAAGUAUGAAUUGGAGUGUGGUCUAGUAGCUGCAUACAGUGGAGACAGUGACCCUGAGGAGCUGGAGUCUGACCGAGGUGAAGAGGGCACUGACAGGCUCACUGACUGGAAGAAGAUGGCCUGCCUGCUGUGCCGCAGGCAGUUUCCCAACAAGGAAGCACUGGUGCGACACCAGCAGCUGUCAGAUCUGCACAAGAAAAAUCUGGAAGUUUACAAAAGAUCUAGAUUGACUGAAUCAGAACUGGAAGAUUUGGAAAGAAAAGAAUCUGAGAUGAAGUACAGAGACCGGGCAGCUGAAAGGAGGGAGAAAUAUGGUAUCCCGGAGCCUCCUGUUCCUAAAAAGAAGAAGUUUAGCCAGCCUCCAGUUGUGAAUUAUGAACAGCCCACCAAGGAUGGCCUGAACAGUGACAAUAUUGGGAGCAAGAUGCUACAGGCAAUGGGCUGGCAGGAGGGCAAAGGCUUAGGGCGCAACCAGCAGGGCAUCACAGCGCCCAUACAGACUCAGUUAAGGACAAAGGGAGCAGGCUUGGGGACCAAAGGCAGUUCCUACAGCCUGUCUGCAUCUGACACCUACAAAGAUGCUGUCCGGAAGGCCAUGUUUGCUCGUUUCACUGAGAUUGAAUGAGCAUUUCAUCUGCCCUCAUCCUUUCCUCCCCUCUACAAAAUGGAGUGCCCCAGUAAUCAUAGGCCUGAAGUGGAGCUGUUCUUUUUGUUGCUGUCAUGAGUGUCACUUGGCAGUAUUCAAUGCCCAUGACUGACCAUCUGCCCUCAAAUCACACAUGGAUGGAAAAAAUAAGCACUCAGAAAAGGAAAUGACUGUUAGGAUGGUGAGAGAUUGGGGAAUAAAAUGAAGUUCUACUUCUGUAUUCUUUGUUGCCUCAACCAAGAAGUUUUGUUUUGGCAGCAGAGGUCACUGUUGCAACUGGAUACUGUAAAUAUAUUUGUUUAAAACCUUUUUGUCCUUGAUGGAAUUUGUGUGCAUGGUUAAGAAAUGUACAGUUUAUAUGAUUCAUUUAAUUUUGUACAGAACUAAUAAAUCACUGCUCACUUUGUUGUGUGAUCUACAUCUAAGGAGAGUGAAAUGUAGAGCACUAUGUUGUGAAUAAAAAAGUGGAAAAUCUA